GAUGUAUACUGUCAUCAAGUCGAUCACGUGUUUCAAUUAAUGUCGUCGUUCUUCUUAUUUCAAUUCAUUUUUUUCUAUAUUUAUAACAUAAAAUUUAUCAAUACGUUUAAUCUAAAUAUAAAAGCAAUCAAAGUAUUUUAUUUACAUCUUUGAUAAUUAAACACAUACGCAAAUAUAGACAAUUAUAUAUUAUUCUUAAAUUCAAAUUAUAAUAGAAAUUAAAACAUUAGGAAGAUUGGUCCAUUUUUUUUUGAAAAAAUAGACGUGCAUCAAAAUGGAUAAAAGCCAAAAAUUAAAAUUGCUAAAGGAUUCUAUUAAGAGUUACGAAGAUUUUCCUAAACCUGGUAUUAUUUUUCGAGAUAUAUUUCCUGUGUUUCAAAAUACGUUAGCAUUAAAAGCUAUGAGAGAUCUGCUUGUGGAACAUGUUUUGUUCCUUGAAGUUGAUUUGAUUGUAGGUUUGGACUCCCGUGGAUUUUUACUUGGCCCUAUGAUAUGUACCGAAAUUGACAAACCUUUCAUACCGAUUAGGAAAAAGGGGAAACUUCCAGGAAAGGUCGCACGUCAAAACUUCAAUUUGGAAUACGGAGAAGCCACAUUUGAAUUACAAGUAGAAAGCAUUAAGGAAGGUACUCGAGUUCUUAUAAUCGAUGAUUUAUUAGCAACAGGAGGUUCUAUGGGUGCAGCUAUUAAAUUAUUAAAAUCUUUAAAUGCAGAAAUAGUGGAAUGUUUAGUGGUAAUGGAGUUAACUGAAUUAAAGGCACGGGAAAAACUCAAUGUAUCUGUCCAUUCAUUUGUCCAAUUUUGAUCAUUAAAUAUAAUUAGACAGAUGCGUAAUAAUAUAUACAUAUAAAAUUAAGGCACAACCUAAUAUAAUUGCACAUGAUGCAAGAAACUUUUUAUAUGUGAAACAUAAAAAAAUAAAAUAUUUUUGCAAAUAAAAAUA
Polistes canadensis is the source of this 943-nucleotide messenger RNA. It is a transcript of the gene Aprt, whose product is annotated as adenine phosphoribosyltransferase. The transcript is spliced from 4 exons. Gene Ontology annotation, cellular component: cytoplasm. Gene Ontology annotation, molecular function: AMP binding; adenine phosphoribosyltransferase activity; adenine binding. The record is from RefSeq and is a predicted model, not a curated record. Bases 275 to 805 code for a protein of 176 amino acids. Gene Ontology annotation, biological process: adenine salvage; AMP salvage. Lineage: Eukaryota; Metazoa; Arthropoda; Insecta; Hymenoptera; Vespidae.